Messenger RNA from Lepidothrix coronata (blue-crowned manakin), 3698 nucleotides. RefSeq names its product lysine methyltransferase 5B (gene KMT5B). Bases 210 to 2333 code for a protein of 707 amino acids. The transcript has 8 exons. The record is from RefSeq and is a predicted model, not a curated record. NCBI's taxonomy places the organism in Eukaryota, Metazoa, Chordata, Aves, Passeriformes, Pipridae. Gene Ontology annotation, molecular function: histone H4K20 methyltransferase activity; protein binding. Gene Ontology annotation, cellular component: nucleus.
UAUAGGCAAGCAUCUCACUGACCUUUGGCUUUAUACCUUGGAGUUUCAAGAGUCUUUAAGUACUCCCGAGAUUUCGACCUAUUAAAGGAAGGCAAGAAGAACUAAAAGAGGUGAUUGAACGUUUUAAGAAAGAUGAGCACUUAGAAAAAGCCUUCAAGUCCUUGACGUCAGGUGACUGGGCCCGGCACUAUUUUCUUAACAAGAACAAAAUGCAGGAAAGGUUGUUCAAGGAACAUGUAUUUAUUUAUUUACGAAUGUUUGCAACUGACAGUGGGUUUGAGAUCCUGCCUUGUAAUCGGUAUUCUUCAGAGCAAAAUGGAGCCAAAAUUGUUGCAACGAAAGAAUGGAAACGAAAUGAUAAAAUAGAAUUACUUGUGGGCUGCAUUGCUGAACUAUCAGAAAUGGAAGAAAACAUGCUGCUGAGACAUGGGGAAAAUGACUUCAGCGUCAUGUAUUCCACACGAAAAAACUGUGCACAACUGUGGCUUGGUCCUGCUGCAUUUAUCAAUCAUGAUUGCAGACCUAACUGUAAGUUUGUAUCAACGGGCAGAGAUACGGCAUGUGUGAAAGCUCUAAGAGAUAUUGAACCUGGAGAAGAAAUCUCUUGUUACUAUGGAGAUGGGUUUUUUGGAGAAAAUAAUGAAUACUGCGAAUGUUACACCUGUGAAAGACGUGGAACUGGUGCUUUUAAAUCAAGAGUGGGAUUACCAGCACCUACUCCUGUGAUUAAUAGUAAAUAUGGACUGAGAGAAACAGAUAAACGAUUGAACAGGCUUAAAAAGUUGGGUGACAGCAGCAAGAAUUCAGACAGCCAGUCUGUCAGCUCUAACACUGAUGCAGAUACCACUCAGGAAAAAGGUAAUGCAACUAACAGAAAAUCUUCAAUUGGCGUUAAAAAGAACAGCAAAAAUAGAACGUUAACCAGACAGUCUAUAUCAAGAAUUCCAGCAUCAUCAAAUUCUACCUCAUCUAAACUAACUCAUAUAAAUAAUUCCAGGGUACCAAAGAGACUGAAAAAGCCUGCAAAGCCUUUACUUUCAAAGAUAAAGUUGAGAAAUCAGUGCAAAAGGCCAGAGCAAAAGAAUGCCUCUAGAAAGCUUGAAAUGGGAAAUUUAGUUCUCAAAGAGCCUAAAGUAGUUUUGUAUAAAAACUUGCCCAUUAAAAAGGAUAAAGAAUUGGAGGGACCAGUCAAAGUUGCAGUCUCUAGCGGAUGCUUAACGAGGCACGCAGCGAGAGAACAUAAACUGAAUUCUGUGAAAGGUGCUCAUGAGCAUGGUGAUAUUCCACCCUGCACAUACAUAACAAGGAGGUCGAUGAGAACAAGGAUGAGUUUGAAGGAGACCUCUGACACAAAGCUUGAACCAAAUACGUUGGAUAGCUAUAAGAAUAAUUUGACUGGAACACAAUCGGACGUUGUAGAGCAGCAGUCUCGUGCGGGAAACGAAAACGAGGUGGCUCAUGGACCAUCACAUAAAGGGGAGGGGAGGUGCCAGAAAAAUGAUGCAGGCACAUCAAAAAAGAAAUCUCGACAAGGAAAGCUUGUGAAAACAUCUUCAAAAACAGAGGAAAUUGAUACUAUGCACAACACAGCUGUGAAAGACAAAGUACCAGAUUUGAUUAGUUCUCAUUCAGAACUUGAAGAGAGGAAUAAUGUGGUGGACACACCUGUUGGCUUUAAAGACUGCAUCCCUGGAUCUGGUGGCUGCUCUGUAACAACUGACAAUUUUAAAGCAAAAGACAGCUUUAGAACUGCAAAAAGUAAAAAGAAAAGACGAAUCACAAGGUAUGAUGCACAACUUAUCCUUGAAAAUAGCUCUGGGAUCCCUAAACUGACUCUUCGUAGGCGCCAUGAUAGCAGUAGCAAGACAAAUGAUCAAGAAAGUGAUGGAAUGAAUUCUUCAAAAAUAAGCAUCAAAUUAAGUAAAGACCAUGAAAAGGAUAAUAACUUAUAUGUAGCAAAGCUAAAUAAUGGGUUUAACUCAGGAUCAGGCAAUAGUUCAACAAAAUUAAAAAUACAGCUAAAACGAGAGGAAGAAAACAGAGGGACAUACCCUGAGGACCUUCAUGAAAAUGGUAUGUGUUGUAGUGAAACUCUGUCCGUUUUGGAGUCAAGAAUGGAAGUAGAUGAUUAUGGUCACUAUGAAGAGGAAACAGCAGAUGAAUCUUCAUCAGAAGAGGACGAUGAAGAGGAAGAUGAUUAUGAUGAUGAGUUUGAUGACUUUAUUCCUCUUCCUCCAGCGAAGAGAUUAAGGCUUAUUGUUGGCAAGGAUUCAAUAGAUAUUGAUAUUUCUUCCAGGAGGAGAGAAGAUCAGUCUUUAAGGCUCAAUGCAUAAGCUUAUAGGUCUUAAACUGACCUGGAUGUCAUUUUUAAAAAAAAAUAUAAAAAAUAAAAUUAAAAAAUAAUAAUAAUUAAAAAAAAAAACAACAAAAAUUCCAUUUGAUUAUUCCUCAACUAAAGAACUUUCUGAAAAACUUAGUGGCAGCACUUCUUUAUUCACCUGUCAACGUAAUAUUGUAGAAAGUGUACAGCAUCCUGACUCUUCUUAAGUCUGAUUUGUGCAGAUUUUUAUUGUACUUUUUAAUAGCCUUCUUAUGUGCAAUUCCGAGUUAGAGGUAAUGCUCUGUUGUAAAAUAAAGGCUCAAGCAAAGUUAUGAAAUUGCAUCAGAUCUUUCCAUGCAGGACAAUGAGAAUACAGUGUGGCUACAGAAUUAUUUUUGAUCGGUAAGAGCGUUAGUUUGCUCUUACGCUAUUUGACUAAACAAUUUACAAAAUCAUAGUAGCAGCAUAUUAAGGUUUUCUAGUAUAUGUUAAUAUCACCAGCAAUGAUCUACAGCUUUCCAGUUUAUUUGCUAGAUGGUUUUUUCCCCCCUUGGAGUUUGUCAGUUUUAACACUGUAUGCUGUCCCAGACGUACUGUUUGUGGCCUUUGUUAUAGUAGCAAACCGUUGGUUGGAAGUCAAAUUGAUUUCUUUAAAAAAGAGAAAAAAAUAUGAAAAGGUGUUGACAAUUUGCUGACUUUUUAGUACAUUAUAUGUACAAGGGUAGCAGUAUGCAGAAUAAAAGUUUGGAUAUGGUGUAUUUAUUGCUUGUUACGUAAAUUAAACACCUUGUAUUUAACACUUUUCAAUACUUUUAGAUAAAAUUGUUCUUUGCAAGAAUGAUUGGUGCUUAUUUUUUCAAGAAUUUGCUGUGAAAUAAUGUGAUUACGACGGGCAACAUUUAUCCAAUGAACUGCAGCUAUCCUAAAUUGGUUCUUCAUAUUUUUCUGUUGCACUUGUAAAAUGCUACAAGGAAUUUAAAGAAAAUCUAUUCACUUUAACUUAUGAUAGUUUUAUCAAAUUAAAAACAACUAAGUCACAGCUUUUGUUCUGUGGUAACCUAUAAAUUGUUUGUCUUUUAAGAACCAGUUGUAAAAGACUGAAAAAAUAUGUAUAUGUUGUAAAUAUUUGUGUGUUGUGAGAAAUUUUGUCAUAUGAAAUUGAGAUAACUUACCAGAAGGGUUUUUAAGUUUAGAAAUACAUCCAUGCCAAUAAAAUAGGAAACUGUAAACCUAGUUUUAAACUCUGCAUCAGUUGGAGUUCUUUGCUCAUACAUAGUUCACAUAAUACUUCAGAGUCUGCUUUAUAACAAUGAAGAGCAUCAGGGCGAUCUUUGGCUCUUUGGUUUUUAAUAAAAGAAUGUUAGGAAACCUCUGGGCA